Messenger RNA from Clarias gariepinus (North African catfish), 1142 nucleotides. RefSeq names its product grass carp reovirus (GCRV)-induced gene 2q (gene gig2q). Gene Ontology annotation, cellular component: cytoplasm. NCBI's taxonomy places the organism in Eukaryota, Metazoa, Chordata, Actinopteri, Siluriformes, Clariidae. Gene Ontology annotation, molecular function: NAD+ poly-ADP-ribosyltransferase activity. The record is from RefSeq and is a predicted model, not a curated record. The transcript has 5 exons.
UCAAUUAAACUAACAAUAUUUGAUAUUUCUGUUUCUUCAAGAAGUUGGCAGAAAACCUGUAAGUUAUUGGGGAGAUGAUGAAUGACCUGGAGGAUGACUUCCAUCAAGGCUAUGCUAGUGGCUUAGAAGAAUUUCAUAAUGAGGUGGAGGAGGAUCUUGAGGAGAGAGGAGGAGAUGUGGAGGCUGACUGCUAUCGUUCCCAAUCCCAUCAUUCUGCACCGAAGUCUUACAUUAUGUAUCAUGGCACUACAUGGAAUAAUGCUCAGAAGAUCCAAGCUGGAGGCUUCAUUCGAUCUUCAGGUGGCAUGUUAGGUCCUGGUGUCUACUUAAGCCGAGAUUUUAAUAAAGCUUCUCGAUAUCCACUAAAUGUUGGAUCUCAGAAGCGAGCUGUCCUCAAGGUGAAUGCAAGAGUGGGAAAAGUGAAGAAAAUAGAUUAUCAAGGCCAUCCCCUGCAGUAUACAUGGCAUCAGCAUGGCUAUGACACAGCUUGGGUGCCUCCUAACUGUGGAAUGGUGGCCAGUGGUUUAGAGGAGGACUGUGUGUAUGAUCCACGGCGAAUCAAAGUCCUGCAGAUUAUUCCGCCAUCGAGAUCCCUCUUGUUGAAUAAAGACCCAAAAGAAUAAAAAGAAACACUGUAUCAUGGCACUACGUGGGAAAAUGCUCAGAGAAUCCUAGAACAUGGAUUCAUUCCAUCUCAAGAUGGCCCGCUAGGGUGUGGGGUCUACUUAAGCCAUGAUUUUAAAAAAGCUUCUCAAUAUCCAAUAAAGUGUGAAUCUAGGAUGCGAGCUGUCCUCAAGGUGAAAGUACGAGUGGGAAAGGUGAAGAUAAUCGUUAAUCCAUGGGAUCCCCAACAGAAGACGUGGUUUCAGCAUGGAUAUAACACAGCUUUUGGAAAAGCUUUUCAGGCAGCAGGUCAAGCUGGUGCUGCACUGGACACUAUGGCAGUUUUGCAGGCAUAUCAGGCUGACCUGCUGAAAGACUUGAGCACUGGCGGUGCUCUUGAUGAUAGGGCGUUCUUGGAACUACGCCGAGCCACAGACCUGUCUCUUCAUGCAACAAAGCAGAAGGCCCAUGCUUUGCGGCCGUUCUAUGGCUGCAAUGGUUUCCGCGGAGAGGCACCUGUGGCUAAAAAACGGGCAUAA